AUGGCUAAACGACAGGCGAUUGAGGCAGUCGAUCGUACAUUCCAAGACAUUAUAGGCGUUAGUCUCCGAUUUGGUGGGAAGAUAAUGGUUAUGGGAGGUGACUUCAGACAGGUGUUGCCGGUUAUUAAACGUGGCACUCGAGCACAGAUUGUAGACUCCAGCGUACGAAUGUCACCUCUUUGGUCUUUGACUAAGAAGAUGCGGUUGACCAUAAAUAUGAGAGCGCUGAAAGAUCCGUGGUUUUCUAAAUUUCUUUUAAGAGUCGGCGAUGGAACUGAAGAACCAAUCGAAGGAAACUAUAUUCGCAUACCCGAUGACAUGACAAUUCAGUGCAACAACAGAGAAAACGCUAUAAAAGAAUUGAUCCAUGCCAUCUUUCCAUCAAUUGAAGAUAAUGUAUAUUCUUCAGAUUAUAUAAUCUCUAGAGCAAUAUUGUCCACUAAAAAUGAGAGUGUUGACGAGAUUAAUAAUCAAAUGAUUGAAAUUUUUCAAGGGGAGGAAAAAGUUUAUUACAGUUUUGAUGAAGCUGAAGACGAUCAGCGUAACUUCUAUCCGGUCGAGUUCUUAAACUCGCUAAAUGUUAGUGGUUUGGCGCCUCAUAAGCUUCGUUUAAAAAUUGGAUGCCCAAUAAUAUUGUUACGUAAUAUCGAUCCAUCACAUGGCCUGUGUAAUGGCACGCGGUUGAUAUGUAAGGGUUUCAUGCGAAAUGUUAUUGAUGCGGAAAUUGCAGUCGGUCAACAUGCCGGAAAAAGAGUUUUUUUGCCAAGAAUCCCUCUAACCCUUUCUGAAGAUGACAUGUUCCCAUUCAAGCUGAAAAGAAAACAAUUUCCAAUUCGACUUAGCUUUUCCAUGACGAUUAAUAAAGCUCAAGGUCAAACAAUUCCGAACGUUGGUAUUUAUCUACCGGAUUCUGUAUUUUCACAUGGACAACUUUAUGUCGCGUUAUCAAGAGGGAUUUCAAGACAAAGUACGAAGAUGUUGGUACAUCUCGCCAAAGAAUUCAAACAACGCGGAGUUUACACAUCAAAUGUUGUCUACCAGGAAGUGUUGCGUGAUUAA
Molecule: messenger RNA, 1059 nt
Organism: Helianthus annuus (common sunflower)
Lineage: Eukaryota; Viridiplantae; Streptophyta; Magnoliopsida; Asterales; Asteraceae
Product: ATP-dependent DNA helicase PIF6-like
Exons: 1
Coding region: 1-1059 (352 amino acids)
Biological process (GO): DNA repair; telomere maintenance
Molecular function (GO): DNA helicase activity
Source: RefSeq, a predicted model, not a curated record